This is a messenger RNA of Perkinsus marinus ATCC 50983, 162 nucleotides long. RefSeq lists its product as hypothetical. Bases 1 to 162 code for a protein of 53 amino acids. Lineage: Eukaryota; Perkinsozoa; Perkinsida; Perkinsidae. The record is from RefSeq and is a predicted model, not a curated record. The transcript has a single exon.
AUGGAUAACACCGUUGCUUCUGUGGUCCUCGAAGCUACACAGAGUAUGGAUGAGGAGGUCGAGACAUUCGAUGCAAAAGAGGCUAAUGGCCGUAUCGAUGGGUUGUGCAUCAGUAAGGAUGGUGACUCUCGUUCUUCGAAUGGUAACGUACUCUCAAGCUGA